AAAAAAUCCCAAAAUAGAAGCGAAGGAACAGCGCAUCUCUCCGUCUAAUAAGAUCAUAUGCCUUCCUCUCUCUCACCCACAUCUCCUCCCCUCCCCUUCUCUCUGUCCCUUUCCCAUUCUCUUCCUCUCCAAUCCCUCCCACUUCUCUCCCAUUCAAGCCCAAACAAAGGCAACAGAAAUCACAACAGCAAGAGUGAACUUUUCAACCCCUGCAAAACCCAAAAAGGUAUGCUUCUCACCCCCCUAUCAUCACUCAUUUUCCCAUAUACAAAUCCUACCAAACCGACAAAACCAUUCCAAAACCAUCUCCACCUCAUCAAGAAAAACACUCGGUUGCCCCGAAAACUACAAGCAGAACCUCCUCGCUCGCCUACGGAUAAUGGUUUAAUACCAACAAAAGAAGAAACCCAAAUUUUUAAUUCCUUUGACGGAAAUAGAAGAUUGCCCGCCAAAGGAGAAGUAGGAAAUCUCGAUUUUACGGGAAAUGGAAAAGCACCCACGAAAAAUCAAGGAGGAUUCUUCAAUUCUGUCGAGGAAAUUGGUAGAUUUCCCACAGAUGAAGUAGAGAAUCUCGAUUUUAAGGAAAAUGGAAGAGUAUGCACGGAAAAUCGAGUAACACUUGUUGAUUCCGUUGUUGGAAGUGGUUGUCUGUUGCCCAAAGAAGAAGUCGAAAAUCUCAGCUUCUGUGAAAAUGGAAGAAUGCCCACAAGAGAACAAGUACGAUUCCUCAGUGUCAUCAAGAAGAAUGGUGGAUUUCCGACCCAAGAAGAAGUCAAAAAUCUCAAUUUUAAGGAAAAUGGAAGAAUGCCCACAGAAUAUAAUCCAAGAAUCAUCGAGUCUGUCAAGAAAAUUGAUAGAUUAAAUGCCCUAGAAGAAGUGAAACUUCCGCAUUCUGUUGAGAGAAGCAGUAGAUCACAUGUUCCUUGUAUUGUUGAAAGAACUGGAAAUUUACCCCAAAAAGAUGAUGCAGAAAUCGUUGAAUCUAUCAUGCUAAAUUGUAGAUUGCAAACUCAAGAAGAAGCUGAAAAUUUUAAUUCCGUUGAGGAAAGUGGUAGAUCAGAUUUUCUCCAUAGUCAUGAAAGAUAUGGAAUAUUACCCACAAACAAACAUAUGGAAGUUGUCGAUUCUGUUGAGAGAAAUGGUAGAUCAGUUGUUCUUGAUAUUGUUGACAGAAUUCAAAGAAUACCCGCAGAAGAACCAAUAGAAAUUCUCGAUUUUUUUGGGAGAUGCAGUGAGCGUCCAACGCUUUUUGACUUCAAUAAUCUCCUCAUUGCUCUUGUCAAAGCUGAUAGAUGUGAAUCCGCCGUGAAUUUGUUCUCUGAUAUAUCAUCCUAUGGCUUAUUACCGGAUUCCCGGACCUUUUCAAUCAUGGUUAGAUGCUUUUGUGCUAAGAAAGAACCAAAUGAGGCCAGAGAGAUUCUGCGCAUCAUGAUUGAAAAUGCUUUUCAUCCUAAUGUUGUAACUUUCACAAUUCUAAUCAAUUCUUUCUGCAAGAAGGGAAGAUUGCAGAAGGCAUUUGAGAUUUUCGAGAUCAUGGGUCAGAUUGGGUGCAAACCCACAGUCCAGACCUACAAUUGUUUGAUCAAGGGUUUGUGUUUUGUGGGCCGGAUAGAGGAUGCCUAUGAGCUGUUGGUGAAAAUGAAGAAAUCUUCAAAGAAACCCGAUAUCUAUACUUUCACUGCGGUCAUGGACGGUUUCUGUAAAGUGGGCCGAUCGGAUGAGGGGAUGGAGCUGCUUGAAGAAGCUGAAAGGAUGGGUUUGAAGCCCACCGUGGCUACUUUCAAUACACUUUUCGAUGGGUACUGCAAGGAAGGUAGGCCUUUGGAUGGGAUUGAUCUUUUUAGAGAAAUGGAGGAAAGAGAUUGCCGGCCUGAUUUCAUCAGUUACAGCACUUUGUUACAUGGGUUGUUGAAAUGGAAUGAAGCUUCCGCAGCACUAGAAAUCUACAAAAGAAUGUGUGGGGCUGGUUUCCAACCUGACGAGCAGAUGAUGAACACCCUCCUUAGAAGACUUUGUAGGAAGUCAUUGGCUGAUGAAAAGUUUUUCAAGGAUGCAGAGGAGCUGUUUGGGAGGAUUAUGGAAGUGGGGUCAGGUCCCACACCUUAUACUUGUUGCUUGAUGAUUCAAGCUCUUGCUAUCAGAGGACGGACAGAUGAGGCUCUCAGUCUUUUACCUGAAAUGAUAAGAACUGGAUAUUCUCCAGGAGCAAUGACAUAUAAUGCUGUUAUCCGAGCGCUUUGUAGUCAGGCGAGAGUCGACGAUGCAUGGCUUGUUUUGGUUCUUUUGGUCGUUAGAGGAAGAACAUUUCCUAGUAGAAUCCCAUAUAAGUUGUUGCUCAAUGAAUUCAGUCAACAAGGAAGGCUCUUGGAUGCUUGUAAGGUUUAUGCAUUGGCAUUCAAGCGAGGCUUGUUCCUCCAUCAGAAACCAUUGGAGGAUUCAUUGAAUGAGAAAGAGCCUGAGAAAGAUGUUUCAGAAAAAUGAAGUGACAUUUGAAUGCUAGUUUGACAAUAGAAUGCAUUGUUACCAACAAGAUAUAAGUUGUUCAUUAGGCGGGCCUUACCUAGUAUGUUGCAUGCCCCAAUGAUCCGGACUGUCCUGUCAUCAGGUGGGCUAAAUGUGAGAGUCGGGGUAGAGAAUCUAUACAGUGGGGCUCACCUGAUGAAAGGCCCAGAUUUUGCAGAGACUUGCCACACUGACACGUUUCAGGGAAGUAGGAUAUGAAAUCCUAAUUUGGUGAGUAGCCAUCACAUUUGUCAUCUCUGUUAUCUGUAACGAACUAGAAACAUAUGCAAGUUUCAUUGUCAUUGCGAUAGUUGAACUGUACAUUGCUCGUCUUGCCUACCUCAAAGGAAGCUCGACCUCUAAAUGAAGUUUGCAGUAUGUCGAUAGCUCUGUGGGUUGUUAUAUGCCGUCUCAAUUUCUUCUACAAGGAUCUGCAGCACUAGUGGUUUGAGGGUCUAGAAGCUUUUUCCUCUCAGAAUCAAUUCUCACAAAUCAUGGCCUCGCGACUUGAAUAUCAAGUUUGUACUCUGAAGGUACGUGUCCAUGCACAUUGUAUGUGAAAGUGAUUUAUAGAUAGUAGUUCAGAGCUGGUACCCUUGAGAGUUUAA
This is a messenger RNA of Magnolia sinica, 3110 nucleotides long. RefSeq names its product pentatricopeptide repeat-containing protein At1g06580-like. Lineage: Eukaryota; Viridiplantae; Streptophyta; Magnoliopsida; Magnoliales; Magnoliaceae. Gene Ontology annotation, molecular function: protein binding. The transcript is spliced from 2 exons. The record is from RefSeq and is a predicted model, not a curated record. Bases 58 to 2481 code for a protein of 807 amino acids.